Molecule: messenger RNA, 501 nt
Organism: Colletotrichum destructivum
Lineage: Eukaryota; Fungi; Ascomycota; Sordariomycetes; Glomerellales; Glomerellaceae
Product: Putative cytochrome c oxidase assembly factor 3, mitochondrial, coiled-coil
Exons: 3
Coding region: 1-408 (135 amino acids)
Biological process (GO): mitochondrial respiratory chain complex IV assembly
Cellular component (GO): mitochondrial inner membrane
Source: RefSeq, a predicted model, not a curated record
AUGGUUCGGCCUGUGAAUUUCCCGGCCCUUUGCGAUAGAACAUCUAAUAUCCAACUUCUCGUGGCGCAACACCAUCAAUCGCCCCCAAGGGCCCCGAAUCGAAUCCUCUCAAACCCCGAGUUCUUCACAGCCUAUAAUUCUGCACAACACUCCUUCCCUGUGACUUCCCGGCAUCCAGUCGCAAUGGCCAUCCCCCAGAAGUCUUCGUACUACGAUCGCAACCUCCGCCAGGGUCCCGCCCUCCUCCGAGCCCGCAAACCCUAUCUCGCAAAGAAUCUCGCUGUCGGUGCCGGACUUUGGUGCUUUGUUGGCGCAGUGUACUGGUACACGAUCAAGGCGGUCGGCCAGGACGAAUUUGAAGAUGUCAAGGUCCCCGAUACCCCGAGGCAACAGGCCAAGUCCAGCUAGACAGUGAGGGAGGCGGGAGAGCUGGCGAGAGAAGUGAUGCGUACAGCCAACCACUGGAAACUCUCAAUAACACAAGUGCUGGAACAGCUCGAC